AUAUAUGUUGCCAUUCAUCUUGAUGCCACUAGAAGCCGCUGUUUACAAUUUCCCGGUAAAUUCGGAUCCAAACCAGCGCGACAGGGCCACAAUUUGGACUCGUGUCUAACUUUCUUUUUUCUUUCCUACUUUCUCCCUUUGGAAUUUAUGACUGUCAGCUGAUGCUAGGAACAAGAAAGUUCUAAAAUUUUUGAAAUUGUGCUGUCAUUUUAAUUUCUUUAUUCAUGUAAUCAGUUUAUAAUUUUGUAAGAGCCCUGACAUUUUAUUUAUUUACUUAUUAGUUGAUUGGUUGUAAUUUGUCUACUGCGUCUGUGUAUGUAUGUUGUUAACAGAUUGUUAAAUCAAGAAUUGUUAAAAAAAACUCACUUUCUUUCUGGAAACAAAUCAGACAUAAACCCGUAUACAUAAUUUAUGAUCAAUUACAAAUACAAUUUCCGUUUCACUUAGUUCUCUGGCUGUGAGUAAAAUGAUCGAACGGUUUCGAGCCUCCUCCAAACGCACCUUUUUCCGUUCCACCCGUGCAAAGAACUCUGGGAAAUCGAGUCCAACGUGCUUCGUAAUUCAAGCCCCUCAUUAUUCAUUUAUUUCGCCACCACUCGCAAAAUGCCGGCCGUACACCACAAGCUACUCCUGGAGGACGCUUUGCAGGACAGUCCUCAGACUCGUUCCUUGCUCAGCGUCUUUGAGGAGGAUGCAGCGAACCUCACGGACUACACCAACCAGCUGCUCCAGUCCAUGCAACGCGUGUUUGGCGCUCAGAGUGAAAUGGGUUUGGCCACGGAGCAGCUUUCACGGCAACUUCUUGACUACGAAAAGAAAAAUUUUGCCCUUGGCAAAGGUGAUGAAGAAGUCGUCUCCACGCUGCAGAACUUUGCCAAAACGGUGGAGGAGCUGAACUCGCUGCACUUGGAGCUCGCCAACCAGAUGGCGGACACCAUGGUCUUCCCUUUGAUCCAGUUCAGAGAAAAAGACCUUACGGAGAUAAGCACGCUGAAGGAAAUAUAUGGCAUCGCCACCGAUGAGCACGAGGCAGCCAUGGUCAAGUAUAGCCGCUUACCCAAAAAGAGGGAGAAUGAAAAGCUGAAGGCAGACUUGGUGAAAGAGGUGGCGUACACUCGCAGGAAGCAGCACCAGGCCUCGCUGCAAUAUUACUGCGCCCUCAAUGCCCUGCAGUACCGCAAGAGGGUGGCCAUGUUGGAACCCAUGCUAGGCUACACGCAAGCACAGGUUCUUUUUUUCAAGAAAGGCCUUGAGUUGGUAUCAAAGAAGUUGGACAACUUUCUCUCCUCUGUGUCAAACAUGACGCAAAACGUCCAGGUUCAAAUGGAUGCGGAAGCCGAGGCCAUGCGCGUGUUGCAGAAGGAACUCCUGUCUGUGGAUGACUCGGUCUACAUGCUGGACAAGGACGCCGAGCCCAUCAAUCGCGCGCUGAUCCAGAAGGCCGGCUUCCUCAACAUCAGGAACAAAACCGGGCUGGUGACCACGGCGUGGGACCGCCUCUACUUCUUCACGCAGGGGGGCAACCUCAUGUGCCAGCCAAGGGGGGCCGUGGCGGGGGGCAUGGUCCUGGACCUGGACAACAGCUCCGUCAUGGCCAUCGAGUGCGAAGACAGACACUACUGUUUCCAAAUCACCUCCCCCUCCGGAAAAGCGUCAAUGAUUCUACAAGCGGAGAGCAAGAAGGAAUAUGAGGAGGUAAGAACCAACCUUCACCGAGGAACUCUCGUUUUCCUUGCUGUCAUCACUCUUGUGCUUCCUCCUCAGUGGAUUUGCACAGUGAACAACAUCUCCAGACAGAUCUACCUGACCGACAACCCCGAGGCUGUGGCCAUCCGAUUGAACCAAACCGCCAUCCAGGCCGUCACCCCUGUCACCAGCUUUGAAAAGAGGCAGGAAGGCGCACCCGACCCUGACAGAGCCAAGCCGGGGGGCGUCUACUCCACCAGCACUGCAUCCCAGAAGUCUGGAAGCGGCCCGGAGCCGGAAGAUCUGAUCGCGCCCGGUACGCCCAUCCAGUUCGACAUUGUACUGCCAGCCUCGGAAUUCCAGGACCAGAACAGGGUGGACGGAAAGCGCACUAAUCCAUUUGGCGAAACGGAUGAUGACUGUUCUCUCGAAAGCGACGACUCGCUCUUGCAGCAGGUGUUUGCCGUGCGCUUCCUGGGCUCCAUGGCGGUGCGCUGCGGCGACAACCAGGAGGUGAUCUACGAGGCCAUGAGGCAGGUGCUUGCCGCCCGGGCCAUCCACAACAUCUUCAGGACCACCGAGUCGCACCUGAUGGUGACCAGCAGCGACCUGAGGCUGAUCGACCCUCAGACUCAAGUCACAAGAAUAAGCUUCCGGCUGGGCGAGGUGUGCCAGUUUGCGGCCCACCAGGAGAACAGCAGGCUGAUGGGAUUGGUGGUGGAAGGCGGCGACUGGAGCGGCGGAGGCGGCGGCGGGGAUGACGACGAAGGGGGCGAGCCCUCGUUUUGCGCCUUCGUCUUUGAGAGCAACACGGAGGGAGAGAAGAUAUGCUACACCAUGAGUUUGGCGAAGGACAUCACAGAGGCAAAAAAGGACCCCGCGGCUCUGGCCCAGCUGAUGAAGAACAUGCCGCUCACCAACGACGGUAAAUUCCUGCUCCUGGACGCCGAGAGCAGCGACACGGUCGACGGGGACGGACUGGAGGAUUUGGAGUCGGAAGCCUAGUCCAAAGAAAAAAACAAAAACAAAAAAAAACAACAAAGGGGACUGGAUUUCACCCCACGAUGUUUUUCCUCUGCUGGAACCGCAACAUGGUACUAUCCAGGUGUCACCUUCUCGUUCUCUUUUGAUUUGUUAUGCAUGAGCAUACGCAUCAACCCAAUCGGCUUGGAGUCCCGUUUGACUCAAAAGUUAAAUAUAACUAAAGUGUUUACAAAUAUUUCAAAACGUACACAGGAUGUAACAUUCAGUUUCAACAUUUAAUUUGCGUACCACUACGGGGUGCCGGUAUACGAUUCUAAAUUACAGGUUCAUCAGAAAUGGUAAAGGAUUGACGACCUGCACCAGCGGCAUGACAACUGCAUUUGAUUACGAGCAAGUCACACAAAUGUUGACGGCUUUCUUUGAAGCUUAAGACUGAGUAAAUGCAAAUUUCAGUCACUGUAGGACCAAAAAAAAAAUCUGUCAAGCUCAAGGCCCUAUUAAUAUGCAUAACAAUAGCUGACCACAGUCUAAUAAAAAUGCAUUAGGCAUCUACAUAUUUACUAUUAUACAAAAUUGUAAUUUGUUGACAAAAACUUGUGCAGUCGAGUAACGAAACACCGGCGGCAAUUCAAGACGCUAGCUUUUGGUUUUCUUUGGGGGUUCGUUUGCAGAAAAGAAGCUGGAUUAGAGCCACCCGGUGUACGGGGGACACAUUGCACUUCUUCAGGGUCAGCUCCUGAUUACCCCUAGUGGUACCAUUUUGGUAUUGCAUCCAAGUAGAAGUCCGCAUUAAGUCUUCAAAGCGCAACUUGAUGUUGACGAGUCCUUUGCAUAGGUUUACAUUUAUUUUUUACUUCAUACUUAGAUUGUUUCAUGCUUCUGUGUGUACAUUUUUAGUUCGGUGGUACCUUGACUGAGCAGUCAAAUUUAGUCCAAUUCCUCCAAAAAAGAAAACAUGUUUCCCCAUUGAAACGAACUGUAAUGUAAUUAAUGCGUUCCACAAAAUCAGAAGGAAAUUUGGGAAAAAAAAAUGAACUGGUUUUAUAAAAUGGAAUUACCAUAUUUGUCGUGUGUUAAGGAGCGGGGUCAAUGUGUGUUUGACUGUCCCACUCAAUCAAUGGCUGAAAGGCCAUUGGCGUCUGUGGCGCUCCUUGCUCAGAUGACGGGGCAUUAUUAUGACUAUUAUUAUUUUUUCCCAUUUCACACAGUGACUUAGAAUAUUGACCAAGUGACAGCUUGGUCCAGGAAACACACACACACACUAAAGACUUGAGAUCAGGGUACCGCUGUACUUUAAAUUCUUCACUUAUGUACAUUUUGCACACUAAAAAAAGGGUUGAAUCUGUGUUGUAAACAUAAAAUUUGAAGGCUACAGUUGCACUAAUGAAUGAAUGAAAAGAAACAUUCCAUUCCUUGCGCCGUUAGACACGGCCACAGUUAGCUUGCAUGAGAUAGCCGGGAAAUGAAACAUUUGGAUUGUAAUGUAACAUCCCAUUUCUUUGUUGCUUGUUUGAUUUUGUCGAACUUUCUUCAACGUGAUCUGUACGUCAGCUCCUGCAUGCUGUUGACAGAUUAAAAAAAAUAACAGAUAA
Molecule: messenger RNA, 4262 nt
Organism: Hippocampus zosterae (dwarf seahorse)
Lineage: Eukaryota; Metazoa; Chordata; Actinopteri; Syngnathiformes; Syngnathidae
Gene: appl2
Product: adaptor protein, phosphotyrosine interaction, PH domain and leucine zipper containing 2
Exons: 20
Coding region: 604-2691 (695 amino acids)
Biological process (GO): signaling
Cellular component (GO): cytoplasm; endosome membrane
Molecular function (GO): protein binding
Source: RefSeq, a predicted model, not a curated record